Molecule: messenger RNA, 1671 nt
Organism: Heterobasidion irregulare TC 32-1
Lineage: Eukaryota; Fungi; Basidiomycota; Agaricomycetes; Russulales; Bondarzewiaceae
Exons: 8
Coding region: 1-1671 (556 amino acids)
Biological process (GO): 7-methylguanosine mRNA capping
Cellular component (GO): nucleus
Molecular function (GO): mRNA 5'-cap (guanine-N7-)-methyltransferase activity
Source: RefSeq, a predicted model, not a curated record
AUGCCCGCCUUCGACCCCGUCCGCGACGCCGUCCUCAACUCCCCGCUCUCCCCGUCCCCCAUCCUCCCUCCCCGCGCACACCCAGCACACACAGACAGCGUCCCCGUCCACCGUCGCGCCACCGACCUCAGCGUUCUCCUCAACACCGCCGCCCCACACCCACCGCCGCCGCCGCCGCCGCUGCCCUCCUCCGCCACCUACCUCCCGCCCCGCUCCUCCGCACACUCCCUCUCCCGUCCCUCCACCUCCGACGACACACCCCACCGCACCCCGCUCUCGCCCCACAUGCCCCCUCCUCCCCGCCCCGCACCCUCCCAAGCACCCACCCCCCCCCACCGCCGCACCCCCGCCGGCUCCGUCCUCGUCCCCCUCACCCACGACGAGAUCGACAUGUACCGCUCCUACGUCGGCGCCGGCACCCGCCGCCUCGCCAAGCGCAAGCGCGCGGCCCCCGGCUCCGAAAACAGCCCCGCCCCCGGCUCCGGCCCCGGCCGCGCUGCGGACGCCCCGCAGCACCACCCCCACCCAGACGCGGACGGCACCGACGCCCUCGACGCCGACCCCGCCGCCGACGCGCCCCGCGCGAAGCGCUCGCGGGACGUCGCCCUCGUCGCCGACCACUACAACGCCCGCCCCGAGGUCGGCGUGCAGCAGCGCCGCGAGUCGCCCAUCAUCGGGCUGCGCAAGUUCAACAACUGGGUAAAGUCCGUCCUCAUCACGCGCUUUGCCCACCCCGCCCUGCACGCCCCCGCCCCCGCGCCGGGCGCCACGAGCGCGGGUGCGGGCGGGAACGGCGGCGGCGGCGGCGGCGGUGGCGGGACAUUCGCGUUCGGCGGGCGUGCGAACGCAAAGGUGCUCGAUAUGGGCUGCGGCAAGGGCGGCGACUUGUCCAAGUGGAGCAAGGCGCGCGUCAAGGAGUACGUCGGCGUCGACAUCGCCGCCGUCUCCGUCGACCAAGCCCGCGCGCGCUACGAGUCCAUGACCUCCCGCCCCUCGCGCGGGCCCCGCGGCAGCCACGGGAACGCCAGCGCCAGCGCCAGCGCCAACGGGGGCUUCGCCGCGUUCUUCGCCGCGUGCGACUGCUUCGCGGACGCGCUGACGCGCGCGGUGCCGCCGGAGCGGCUCUCGACGCCGUUCGACGCGGUGUCGCUGCAGUUCUGCAUGCACUACGCGUUCGAGAGCCGCGAGAAGGCGCGGCGGAUGCUCGAUAAUGCCGCGCGGUGGUUGAGGCCUGGGGGCGUGUUCGUGGGGACGAUACCGAACGCGGAGCAGCUGCUGGCGAGGCUGGACGCGCUGCCGCCCGGCGCGCCGCCGAGCUUUGGGAACGACGUGUACAGGAUCCGGUUCGAGGACGGCGAGCGCGCGCGGGACAAGGCGGCGCGGCCCGUGUUCGGGCACAAGUACUGGUUCUUCCUGCGCGACGCCGUCGAGGACGUGCCCGAGUACAUCGUGCACUGGGAGCCGUUCGUCGAGCUCGCGGCGGAGUACGGGCUGCAUCCGGUGUAUAAGAAGGAGUUCCAUGAGGUGUUUGAGGAGCAUCAGGGGCACGCGGAGUUUGGGCCGUUGUUGGAGCGCAUGAAGGUCGUCGAUAAGGACGGCGAGAGCCAGAUGGAUGAGGACCAGUGGGAGGCGGCCAAUAUCUACAUCGCGUUCGCGUUGGAGAAGCGCUGA